AUGAAUAGAUAUUGGUGGGACUCGGGAGGUGAUAGACGAAUACACUGGAAGGCUUGGGAUAAACUGUGUGUCCCAAAGAAGUAUGGUGGAUUGAGAUUUAAGGAUUUACGUGCAUUUAAUCUGGCAAUGUUGGGAAAGCAGGCGUGGCGAAUGCUCACUAAACCUGACUCUUUAGUGGCUCGUGUCUAUAAAGCCCAGUAUUUCCCUAAGGGAACAUUUUUUGAUACACAGAUAGGAAAUAGCCUCAGUUUUUGUUGGCGGAGUAUUAUGGCAGCAAAGAGUAUAAUUUGUAGUGGGGUCAGACGAAGAAUAGGAAAUGGGGAAACAACAUUUAUAUGGACCCACCCAUGGUUGCAGGAUGAGCACGACCAUAUGAUACAAACGGAAAUGCCAGUACAAUUACAAGGGACCAGAGUAAUGGGAUUAAUUGAUCAACAGACAGGAACAUGGGAUAAUGACAUACUAACAGAUUUAUUCCAACCUGAGGAUGUAGGGCGAAUUAUGAGGAUACCUGUCUCCCUAGACUAUAAUGAUACAUGGUAUUGGCAUGGGGACCCAAAAGGUAUGUAUUCUGUGAAGAGUGGAUACAGGCGGAUAGUGGGGGACUACGAGAGUCAAGGGGGGGAAUUUAUGAAUUGGUUAUCUUUGUGGCGGCUCAAGAUACCCCCGAAAUGGAGAAUGUUUCUUUGGAGAGCCAUUUGUGAUAUAUUGCCCACUACUACAAACUUGCUUAUAAGGAGGGUUGAUGUGAGCCCUUAUUGUGCCAUGUGUGGGAUAUCACAAGAGAAUACAAUGCAUGCUUUAGUCAUGUGUGACUAUGCAAGAAACAUUUGGGAACAAUCUAACCUUACAAUCCCCAACAUUGUCACGAAUAUUUUUCAUGUUUGGUUUGAGGAACUUCAAAAUGUUUUAGAUUCUGAUGGAAUGUUAUAUGCAGCAUCAAUUCUAUACAACAUUUGGAGAGCACGAAAUCGAGCCGUAUGGGAGGCAUGCCUGCCACGGCCAAACUCCCUACUCCGAGCCGCCGUGACCGCCAAAGAUGCAUGGCUCCAGGCACGCCCAAUCCGUCCGCCAGCAGCACUGCCCGCCAAUGCCGUAGCUCACGCUGCCGAGACUGUCCACGACGCUGCCCACGUGGAGACCGCCUUGAUGGCCGGAAAUGUUGUGCCGAAUUUGAGAAGAUGUCGGGUCGACGCAGGGUAUUUACACGAUACGGGAAGGGCCACCGUAGGGGCUGUUUUGUUCGAUGCGAACGGAGAGUAUUUAGCGGCCUUCAAUGCACCGUUGCCAACUUGUUUGACACCUCUUAUGGCCGAAGCUUUGGCAUGCAAAGAGGCUUUAUCGUGGUUGAAGGAGAGAGGGGAGCAGAGUAUUGAGUUAUACACGGAUUGCUUGACAUUGCAACGUUAUCUUGCUACACCAACUGCCGCGUUUCGCUCCUAUGUGGGCUAUGCUAUUGACGGCUGCAAGCAAAUUGCCACUUUAUUUCAGUUUUGUUCAUUUAAUUUUAUUCCUAGAUCAGAUAAUUAUUUAGCUCAUGCAUUAGCUACUACGGCCUAUUAG
Molecule: messenger RNA, 1563 nt
Organism: Ipomoea nil (Japanese morning glory)
Lineage: Eukaryota; Viridiplantae; Streptophyta; Magnoliopsida; Solanales; Convolvulaceae
Exons: 1
Coding region: 1-1563 (520 amino acids)
Molecular function (GO): nucleic acid binding; RNA-DNA hybrid ribonuclease activity
Source: RefSeq, a predicted model, not a curated record